This is a messenger RNA of Drosophila pseudoobscura, 987 nucleotides long. Its product is annotated as UPF0193 protein EVG1 homolog. NCBI's taxonomy places the organism in Eukaryota, Metazoa, Arthropoda, Insecta, Diptera, Drosophilidae. The record is from RefSeq and is a predicted model, not a curated record. The transcript has 3 exons. Bases 127 to 882 code for a protein of 251 amino acids.
CCCUGUUGUUUGGGGUAAAACAAACUCGACUCGACUGGGAACCUUUAUAUCGAAGCUAGCCAGCACACGAAAACGUUCAACAAUAUUCUACAAUUUGUCCCAAGCAAAAUUUUCUAGAUUUACAGAAUGAGCCGACAUCGCUAUAACAAUGUGCAUCUGAAGGCGCUGCCAGGUGCCUUGAUGGUGGAGCAGGAAGACCAACAGGCGGUUGGCGCACAAGGCAGCACAGAAAAGUUGCCCAUGUGGCCAAGUGAGCGCAUUGCACCGGGGGGUGCUGGAGCCUUUCACUCGACCAAAGUGAAGUAUAGCAAGGAGACCUCUGAUUUAAUCCGUCUGCUCGUUAAGGAGUCCAAGAUGUCCAUAUUGAUGCGUAAGCAAAUCGAUGAGAGUCUGCGCAAUGGGGAGCCAUUGCCGUUGCCCAAGCCACCACGUCCAAACACCAACAAUGACCCGGACAAGGAGACGUUGGCCAUUCUCGAUCGCGCUCGCAACGCCAAGCGCAAGAAUCUGCGCCAGAUUGAGGCCAGUGGUGCCUACAAGACGACCUACUAUCGCCCACCCACAGACAAUCGCAUGGCCGGAGAGAAGGCCAAGUCCCAGCUGCAGUUCACCAUGGCUGGCACACAUCUGGCCGAUCCGGCCGUGAAGCCGUUGCGACGUCCCCGUGAGGAGCCACUCGUAACAGAGGAGGAUAUCAUUAACGAACUCCUCGAUCAGAUCAACGAACGGGCCAUGUGGCUGACCGAAAUGGAAUCGUUGGGGCAGGGCAAGAAAUAUCGCCCAGAGAUUCGCGAUCAGAUAGCCGAGCGCUUGCAUCGCAUCCAGGCCUUGGAGUCCAAGAUUAAGAUGAAGUCUGUGGGUGGCUACCGUUUCGUCGACUAACUGUGUUAAUCUGUUAUAUAAUCUAUGUGUUAAAUGUUGCUUUUGACCCUAUAGGGCGCCCAGAAGCGAAUAGAACCAAUUCAAUAAAUGCCAAUAUAUUGUGUA